Molecule: messenger RNA, 1504 nt
Organism: Paramecium sonneborni
Lineage: Eukaryota; Ciliophora; Oligohymenophorea; Peniculida; Parameciidae
Source: the annotation of a GenBank genome assembly
AUGUAAAAAAUUGUUAACUUUUAAGUGAGGCUUAAAUAAGUAGUCUAAUUUGAGUAGAUAAAUGAAGAGUUAGAAAAUCUAAAAAUAAUAGUAAUAAUUUUUGUUCAAUUGUAUAUAUAUAGUUUUCUGAAUUAAUUUCAAGUCCAUUAAAUGAUAAUGAGAAGUUAAAUGUGUACUAUGAAAUCAAUUUAAUACUAACAAGUUUGUUAGAUUAAAAAAAUAGAUCAACUUAAGAAAAAGACUAAAUUAAAAAUUUAAUGAAAAUCAUGAUGAAUAAUCUUGAGGUUUAAGAAAUGAUGUUUAGAAUUGCUGAUGAAGAAAGUAUUUAAGAAUAUUUAUGUAUAGCUGGUUAAAUAUAGGAAGUAAGAAGCUUAAGUAUCAAUUAUAAAGCAUCAAGGAUUGGUCGUGAAUAUAUUACAUAAAAAGCAGAAUAAUCAUAAUAAAAAGUUGUUGAGAAUUAGAAUCUUAAAUUAAUAGUUGAUUUUCAAUAAGAAUAAUAGAUUUAAUUCAAUGAUAAUAUUUAUGAAUAAUAAUCAAAGGAAGAAUAAUCUUUAAUUUAAUCACCACCAUCAAAUAAAUAUAUUGAGAUAGCUUAAGAUGAAUUAUAAGAAUUAAUAAAUAGAAGUAAAUACGAAUUUGAUUAAACUAAGAUUGAUUAAGUAAAUAUUUUUAUUAAAUUAGGCUUAUGAAUACGCAAAAUAGGCUCAGGAUAAAUUUAAAUCUGAUAUAAAUUAUUAAUAAUAUUCAGAAUAUGUAGAUUAAAUAAUUGUAUAAUAUAAUUAUAUGAUUGAAAAUGUUAAAGAAUUGGAUUCUGAUGGUUGGAUAUUUGAUGGCUCAAGUAAUGGAAUAUCUGUGAAAUAUAAAUUUCCAGAAAAUACUUCAACUGCUUCUAUGCUAAUGGAAACUAAGAUUCCUGUAAAUGCAAUAAGAGUUUUAGCAUUAGUAAAUGAAAUGGAUUUAAAUUAUUUAUGGGUUCCAUUUUGUAAAAGAACUUAUGUUAAUAAAGUUUUAAAUAGAGCUUGUAAGGUUUGUACAUCAGAAAUGUAUUUCCCUAUAAUUCCAGAUAGAGAAUGUGUUUUUGUUGGUGAAGGAUAUGAUAGAUUAUAAGUUAAUGGAACUAUUACAUUAUUAUCAAGAUCUGUAGAUAGUGAUAAAGAAUUUUUAGAAAAGAAUGGAAUAUCUAUACCAGAAAAAUCUAGGUUUGUUAGAAUGUAUAUUAAAUAUUAUAUUUUUGAAAUUACUCCUAUUGAUAAAGAUUCAUGCUCAAUAAGAGCUUGUACAAAUGUGAAUCCUAAAAUCUCGAUGGUUCCUAAUAGUGUUUUAGCUUAUAUUGGAAGAAAAGUAUUACUUAUAUUUUAUAUUUUAGUUUGCUCAUAUUUUAAUUUCAAAAAUUGUUAAUUUUGCAAAAACAUUCGAAAAAUCUCCUUUUUAUCCUGUUUAUUUGGAACAUAUAGAAUUUUAUAAUUGGUUAGAAGAAAAAUUAAAAAACCAUCUUAAAUAUUGA